Molecule: messenger RNA, 2248 nt
Organism: Schistosoma rodhaini
Lineage: Eukaryota; Metazoa; Platyhelminthes; Trematoda; Strigeidida; Schistosomatidae
Source: the annotation of a GenBank genome assembly
UGGAUUUACAAUUUUUGCGGUACGGCUGGAAUAUUUGAAUUACUCACGUUGUCUAGCUUUUCAGUUUAGCCUUCAAAAUGUUGGUGAGAUCCUCAGCAAACGAAAAAUUGCCCUGUUAUUAAGAAACAGUAAUCGUUAACCUGCUAAAGGUAUGUUAAUACCGUAGCAAUUCGGCACAGUGUAAACAUGAUCAACAAAUUCACGACCAGAAUAAAAGCCAGCUUGUUUCGUGUGACUUAGUCUUUUAAUGGUUUUGAUCAAUCUGCGAGGUAUGGUAGUUUGGACGCGGUCAAAAGUAAACUUGUUCCCCUUUAGUUGUUACAUAGAUGAUGUAAGCCUUCUCUAAAGAACAGGAGGUAAGUUGUCCAGAUUUAUUCCGCUUCAAGCGUUUGGGUUCCUUCUAAACUUUUCGCGAUAGGCUUUUUAGUUAACACUGUCAAAGGAGCCUUCUAUUCAAACAACCUUUAUUUGGAAUUCAGUCGAUUAGUGAAGCCUCCGCUCUGGUACUUACUGCAAUAGCAGCGCCACUUAAACCAGGGAGUGUCCGGUUUCGCUCACACGAAACAAGUUUUACAAAUCGACAGAUGGAGAGCGGAUUAGUAGUACCUCACGAGGGUCUUAGAAUCAACAAUGUCUAGUCAACCGAUAUCCAGACAUCGGAAACAGCACUUUCCUCGUUUAGAACGUCGGAAAUUAAUUACUCCUCUAUCUCAGAAUCUCCCUCUCCAAGAAUAUGAAUCAGAUGAAGAUCCAGUUUAUAUUUCUAAGCAUCCACGAAGUUCAUUAAUAUCCACUAGUCAUAAACCAUUCCGUCCAGUCAAAACAGAUUCAAAAGAUAAUAAUGGAUCGUCUGGUCGUCCUGAUAAACGUGCUAGAGAUGAACACAAUGAACAAGAACGUAGUCGUCGACGUGAACUAGCUGUUAUUUAUGAAUUAAUUCGAUGUAGCUUUUCGAAUGAUGAUUUACGAUAUCUUGGUCAUUGUAAUGGCCCUAAAUCAGUUGAUAAAUUAUCAUAUCCACAAGUUUUACAAAUAGCUUACCAAUUAUUACGUGAAGAACAGCAUAAUUUGACUUUAUUCGAAAAAUCUUUAAACGAUCUAAAAUUAAUUGAAAAAGAAUUUGUUCGUGCCGGUCUCCCAGUUCCUGAAAGACCUAAAUGUCCUUAUAUAUUAGAUACUUAUCGAAAAAUGGUUCAACUUGUCGAUAAUUUACUACGUCAUGAUAAACUUGCUCGAUCUGUUGAUGGUGUCUAUGAAGUGACUCCUGCAGAACGUGCAGCUAUUGGAGAUCAAGAAAUGUCAUUUCUUUUACCACGUUCACAUCAUACAUCUACGACUACUACUACAGAUUAUUGCGAUCGUAUUAGAGGACGAAGAUCGUUUAAUCUUACUAACCGGUCAAAUUAUACGGAGAAUUAUUUAGAACGAGAUGAUACUAGAAGUUGUUUUUCGAAUUGGUCCAAUGUUUCUGCAGCCCAAUCUAAAUUUAAACGAUCCUCUUCUUCAGCAUCUCUUGAUUAUGGAGCAGAGGAUGACACCGACUCAAAUCUUAUACCACUUACACCUCCAUCGAAUAAUCAUCAUCUUCGUAGUACUACUUCUAGUUGUAAUAAUAAUACUACUAUUACUACUAAUAAUAGUAGUAGUACUAAUAAUAGUAACCAAUGGUUAGGUGAUCCUGAAUUCCUGGAUAUUUUAUCAGAAUUCAAAGAAGAUCCUGAUAUUAAGAAUGAAUUUCAAACACCAGUUGAUGAUGAUGUCGAUGUUGAAAGUCUUUUGUUGAAUUUUGUCCCGGAUGAAACACUUAACUAGAAAAUUGUCCUCCUUUUAUUUGUUUUAAAUAAAAGUGCACAUGUAUUAUGUAUAUAGAAAAAUUAUAUGUGUAUUCCUAUUUUUUUUGUGGCUUCUUAUCAUGUGCCUUCUUAUUAUUAUAUCUAUUGUAGUUUUUUCUUCCAUUUCUUUUUUGCUACCGUUUAUUACAUCUUAUUGUUACUAUGACUACUAUUAUCCCCCCCAUAUCGGGUAUAAUACUAUUAGCUUGUUUUUGGUAUUCCUUUCUUUGAUAUUCUUUUCAAUUCAAUAGUAUCUAUGUAUGUAAUUUAUAAUAAUAAUUAUUAUUAUUAAUUUAGUCACCAACAGUGUUUCCUAAGUGUAUUCAACAAGAACUUUACCACAUUGGAAAAAAAUGCUUCGGUUACCAUGUUCGUGUUCUCACACACAUACACACAUUUAUAUACAUAUAUAUAUA